This is a messenger RNA of Nerophis lumbriciformis (worm pipefish), 732 nucleotides long. The record is from RefSeq and is a predicted model, not a curated record. Lineage: Eukaryota; Metazoa; Chordata; Actinopteri; Syngnathiformes; Syngnathidae.
AUGGUGGACCGCCUGGCCAACAGCGAGGCCAACUCCAAGCGCAUCUCGGCGGUGGAGGGUUGCUUCGGCGCGGCGGGCCAGCCGCUGGCCAUCCCGGGCCGCGUCCUGAUCGGCGAAGGCGUGCUGACCAAGCUGUGCCGCAAGAAGCCCAAGGCGCGUCAGUUUUUUCUCUUCAACGACAUCCUGGUCUACGGCAACAUCGUGCUCCAGAAAAAAAAGUACAACAAGCAGCACAUCAUCCCGCUGGAGAGCGUCACCAUCGACACGGUGCCCGACGAGGGCGACCUGCGCAACGGCUGGCUCAUCAAGACCCCAACCAAGUCCUUCGCCGUCUACGCCGCCACCGCCAGCGAGAAGUCCGAGUGGAUGAACCACAUCGGCGAGUGUGUGCGCGAGCUCCUGCGCAAGAGCGGCAAGGCGCCGGCCGGCGAGCACGCCGCCGUCUGGGUGCCCGACUCGGAGGCCGCCGUCUGCAUGCGCUGCCAGAAGGUCAAGUUCACGCCCGUCAGCAGGAGGCACCACUGCCGCAAGUGCGGCUUCGUGGUCUGCGGGCCCUGCUCCGACAAAAAGUACCUGCUGCCCAGCCAGUCUUCCAAGCCCGUACGCGUCUGCCACUUUUGCUACGGCCAGCUGCUGGACGGCGGGCGCGACACUGCCGCCGCCACGCGGCCCGUGGACUUCGGACGCGUCUCUGACGAUGAGGACGACGACGACGACGACAGCAGCGACUGA